This is a messenger RNA of Drosophila innubila, 1983 nucleotides long. Its product is annotated as sialin-like. The transcript has 5 exons. Gene Ontology annotation, molecular function: transmembrane transporter activity. NCBI's taxonomy places the organism in Eukaryota, Metazoa, Arthropoda, Insecta, Diptera, Drosophilidae. Gene Ontology annotation, biological process: transmembrane transport; monoatomic anion transport. The record is from RefSeq and is a predicted model, not a curated record. The coding region runs from base 150 to 1682 and encodes 510 amino acids.
ACAGGCAACGCACGUGGCGCAUUCCAAAGUUAACAGAAGAAAAUAUUUGAGAUUUUUCUCAUACGACGCGCGUUUUUUCAACAAACUGUUGUGAUACAUAUUUAAAUAAUUGUUAUCAACAAUAUAUUUCUUGAAAUAAUUAUUUAAUUAUGGCCGAGGAAGUGCCUGCCAGGGGCAGCAUAUUGGGCAAACUCGUGCCCGCACGCUAUGUGCUCGCAAUUCUCGGAUCCAUUGGCAUGGCCAUUGUCUAUGGAUUGAAGGUGAAUCUGAGUGUUGCCAUGGUUGCCAUGGUGAAUCACACGGCCAUACAUCUAAUGCAGGAGGAGGGAGUCAAGCAUACGAUUAGCAAUGUCUCGACUAUCGCCCAAAAUGUUGUAGAAGAAUGUCACCCACCAGGCGAUGUUAGCAAUGUGACAGUCAAGGUUGAGAAUGGACCCUUCAAUUGGAGUGAACCACUGCAGGGUACCCUUUUGAGCUGUUAUUUCUGGGGCUAUCUCGUCUCACAGAUUCCGUUGGCCCAUGUGGCUGAGAACUUCUCCGCCAAGUGGGUCAUGUUGUUCUCAGUGGCAAUUAAUGUGAUUUGCACCCUGCUGACUCCGGUCUUUACGUCCGCCCAUUAUGGCGGUUUGAUUGUGAUGCGUGUGUUGGAGGGCAUCGGAGGAGGAGCUUCUUUUCCGGCCAUGCAUGUAAUGAUUGCCUCUUGGGCACCACCCAGCGAACGUAUGGUCAUGUCCACCAUCAUCUAUGUGGGCACCUCAGCUGGCACUGCACUCUCCAUUCUUAUGUCUGGUGUUCUUUCCGCCUCCCUCGGUUGGGAAUCGAUUUUCUAUGUGAUGGGCGCCCUCAGUUGCAUUUGGAUGGCAUUGUGGAUUGUUCUCAUUCAGGAUAAUCCCAAUAAGCAGCGUUUCAUUAGUCCCGAGGAACGCCACAUGAUCACCAGCUCUCUGGGCACCGAAACAAAGGUCGAACAUCAUCCGAGGGUGCCAUGGGGAAAGGUCUUCACAUCGGUGCCAUUCUGGGCUAUCCUGAUUGCUCACACUUGCAACAACUUUGGAUGGUACAUGUUCCUCAUCGAGAUUCCAUUCUACAUGAAGCAGGUGCUCAAGUUCAACGUGGCCAGCAAUGCGGCCCUCAGUGCUUUGCCCUAUUUCCCGAUGAUCAUUUUCAGCAUAUUCCUGGGCAAAAUGUUGGACACACUGCAGUCGAAAGGAAAAAUAAGCACAACCAUUGCCAGGAAAACGGCCACUUCGAUUUGUACUGUCAUUCCGGGCAUCUGUCUGCUCAUCCUGUGCUUCAUUGGCUGUCGUCAUUAUGAGGCCGUCUCCAUCAUGUCCGUGGGCAUUGUUGCCAUGGGCGCCAUGUUCUCCGGCUUCCUCUCCAAUCACAUUGAUAUUGCACCCAAUUUUGCUGGCACUUUGGUGGCUCUGACCAACACAGCUGCUACUGUGCCUGGAAUUAUAGUUCCCAUCUUCGUUGGCUUCGUUACACAUGGAAAUCAAAAUAUCGGUGCCUGGCGCAUUAUCUUUGGGGUUACAAUUGUUCUGUUUAUUCUGGAGUUCCUGGUCUUUGUCAUCUUUGGAUCGGGCGCUGAACAGCCAUGGAAUCGUUCAGGUGCUAAAGAGGAAACCGAAGCUAAGGAUGAGAAGACACCGCUUAAGGAUAACGUACCAAUGAAGCCAUAAAAUUAGUAAUCUCGUUUCAUGAUCAACCAUACUACAAAAAUGUCAACCGAUCAUUUGAUUUAAAGAGCCAAGCACAAAAUACUUAGUCGCAAUGUCGCACUGGACUGUAAAUACCAAUACCAAUUAUAGUUAUUAGUUCUCUAUAUUUACUAAGUACACUCGUAUCUGUGCGUCUAUGGACAUCCCUGAAUCCUUCAUUGUUUCAUGUACUUAACCUUCCGAAAAUGUCCCACAAAAAGUUAUCUGCCUAAAGACAAACCAAAUAAAAUGAUAUCUUAGAAAAACUCAAAAAUCUUAACUU